AUGGCGUUCGCCCUAGCUACUCUCGGGCACGAAGACCAAGAUGGAGGAUCUCAGCUCUCUCCGUUCCAGCAAAGGCUCCCGCCUCCAGCCCUCCUCCAUCGUCCGUCUCUCCUCUGCCUGUACCAACGCUCCGAUUUCCUUGAAGACCUCCCUCACCGAUGGAAGAAGAAGCAUGGAAUCUCUGCAGAGAUUUGCUCUCGGACCCGCGACGAGAAUCCUUUGGCUUCUCCGACGCCUCUGCUUUGGUUGUUCAUGACACUCGGUCUUGUCCCAGUGAUAGAUCUGUGUUCUCUGAACUUCUCUCCGGCGAAGACGAUGACUCUUCUCGUCUCUAACGGUUUGCUCAUAAUGAAGCUUCGUCUGAAGGUCGCUGCCAGAAUAGCUCGAAUCCCAGAGCCACCGGACCCACCAGAUCCACCGGAUCCUCUCCGCUUGCUAGUCACCAGCAACACUAUAAUGGUAUUCUCUCGAUUCUUACCUUCUGAUUAUGAAUGUGAUUGCAGUUUCGAUGAAUGGUUAGGAUUAGUAAAGUUGGAUCCAAGUUUCAUUGACUUAGUCCUGAUUGUUUCGGUUGAAUUGGGUUCUCUUAUGGUCGCCUUUGUGCGAUUCUUUGCUGCAUUAUGCAGAAUAUUUCUCCCUACUGCAGUAUGCAUGUUUCUACUAUUGUGUCAUUCAUUGGCAAGCUUAUCGCCGAUGUGCGAUGCUUCAAUUGGGCCAUCCGGUGAGAAUCUUAUCAUUUUUAUGCGACACCCUACUGCAGUAUACAGGUUUCAAUACGUCAUCACCUUGACGGACCUUGAUGUCUCUGUGAUGGAGGCUCGUUUCCUCCUAUACUCUUCUCUUGUGAUUUGGAGAAUUAGUUUAGGGAGCUCGUCGAAUUUGUUUCUACUUGAUGUAAAGACGAUCACAAUCAAAGCUGCAAUUUUAGCACUUCAACUAUAG
Messenger RNA from Arabis nemorensis, 942 nucleotides. Lineage: Eukaryota; Viridiplantae; Streptophyta; Magnoliopsida; Brassicales; Brassicaceae. The record is from the annotation of a GenBank genome assembly.